Pistacia vera is the source of this 1489-nucleotide messenger RNA. RefSeq names its product 2,3-bisphosphoglycerate-dependent phosphoglycerate mutase-like. The transcript has 9 exons. NCBI's taxonomy places the organism in Eukaryota, Viridiplantae, Streptophyta, Magnoliopsida, Sapindales, Anacardiaceae. The record is from RefSeq and is a predicted model, not a curated record. Gene Ontology annotation, biological process: glycolytic process. Gene Ontology annotation, molecular function: intramolecular phosphotransferase activity. Bases 175 to 1209 code for a protein of 344 amino acids.
UUCUCUUUAACUUUCAUCUUCUUCUCCGUCAACUUUUCUCCUUUUAUAUUUCGCCUCGGUUUCUUCGCUACCUUCUUCCCUAUUUAAAACUGUACAAUAUUUCCUUCUUUAUUCUAACUUUUCUCCCUCUUUUAAUUCUUUUUCUUUCCGCGUUGCUGCGUUCUCGUCUUCAGAAUGGCCACUGCUGUCUUUAACCAAGCCAUUGGGACUCUUCAAUCCAAUAGACUUUUCAACAGCUCUGGAGCUCAUCAUGAAUUUGGAAAUGUUCCGGCGAGAUUGACUCCAAAAGGUUUUAAAGUCAAUAUUGAAUUGUCAACGAACCGGAGUUAUGGGUUUGGCAAGAGGAAUUUUGGUGCAAUUCAAGCUUCAGCUUCUCCAACUUUGGUGGAUCCUGUUUCAUCCCCUUCAAAUAACAACACCAGUGACUCCAAAAAGAAAUCCAGUGAAGCAGCUUUGAUACUGGUUCGACAUGGUGAAUCUUUAUGGAAUGAAAAGAAUCUGUUCACAGGUUGUGUUGAUGUGCCAUUAACCAAGAAGGGUGUGGAAGAGGCAAUUGAAGCUGGAAAGAGAAUCAGCAACAUACCUGUCGACAUGAUUUAUACAUCAGCAUUAAUUCGUGCACAGAUGACUGCUAUGCUUGCCAUGACCCAGCACCGACGUAAGAAGGUGCCUAUCAUUAUGCACAAUGAGAGUGAACAGGCAAGGUCCUGGAGUCAAAUUUUCAGUGAAGACACUAUGAAGCAAUCCAUUCCCGUUAUAACAGCAUGGCAAUUGAAUGAAAGAAUGUAUGGGGAAUUACAAGGUCUAAAUAAGCAGGAAACAGCUUAUAGAUACGGGAAGGAACAAGUUCAUGUGUGGCGACGGAGUUAUGACAUCCCUCCACCUAAUGGUGAGAGUUUGGAGAUGUGUGCUGAAAGAGCUGUUGCUUAUUUUAGAGAUCAGAUUGAACCCCAGCUUCAAGCUGGAAAGAAUGUAAUGAUUGCUGCCCAUGGCAACUCACUGAGGUCCAUCAUUAUGUAUCUCGACAAAUUAACUUCUCAGGAGGUGAUCAGUUUAGAAUUAUCAACUGGAAUACCAAUGCUUUACAUAUUCAAAGAGGGAAAGUUCAUCAGAAGGGGAAGUCCAGUAGGACCAACAGAGGCGGGGGUUUAUGCUUAUACUAGGACUUUAGCUCAAUAUCGGCAGAAGUUGGAUGAGAUGCUUCAUUAAUGUCUUUGAAAUAUAGGGAUUUACCUCUUAUUGCAUCACAUCUGCAGUCCUGUUGGUGUCAUUGUCGGAUUACAAAGGAAGGAAAUACACUGGUGCGAAAGCUAGUUUAUAUGAAAUAUACCGGUAUAGAUAUAAACCAGUAGGUCAGUAAGUCGGCUAUUGCUUUGUGUACUAUUUUGUAGUAGUUGAUGUUACGAAGCCUUGGCUUUGUUCAGGGUAGAUGUUUGUGUCUGUGUGAAAGAUAGAGCUCUGUUAUAUGGACAGGAAUAAGACAAAAUUC